Molecule: messenger RNA, 1614 nt
Organism: Annulohypoxylon truncatum
Lineage: Eukaryota; Fungi; Ascomycota; Sordariomycetes; Xylariales; Hypoxylaceae
Product: DNA repair protein
Exons: 2
Coding region: 287-1519 (410 amino acids)
Biological process (GO): base-excision repair; UV-damage excision repair; nucleotide-excision repair involved in interstrand cross-link repair
Cellular component (GO): nucleotide-excision repair factor 1 complex
Molecular function (GO): damaged DNA binding
Source: RefSeq, a predicted model, not a curated record
UUGAUUCAAUAAUUCGUAAUGCAAUUUAUUGUUGUAUGUCCAAGAAUGAUUGUACCUUUGUACAUUUAGGCAGGCCUCAAUUGCCGCAGCGCAAACGUCGGUGCUAGUUUCCCUUUCUAAAACUUCCGACGUCACCGUCUUACACCACUAAGUUUGACCCCUGUAUUCUUUUAGACAGCAUCAUCAACUUUCACUUCCUCGACAUUUUUCCAUUCAUCCUCUAAAUACCCGACCUCUUUUACGCUUACUUACCUGUAUUUUCGAUCCCAUAAAAUUCUAUAUCGAGAUGGAGCGUCCUGUGACGCCGCCAUCGCAGGCUCGAACUGCUAACCCGUCGAAGCCGAUAGCCUCUCCUCCGACUCCUGAAGUUACACGGCGCAUUGAAGAAAACCGUCUACGAGCCAAGGCAUUGCGCGAGCAACAUGAAUCCGCCGUCCGCGCAUCCGGCGCACCAUCCGUCUCCCGCACACCGUCCGGCUUCAUCGCCAGCGACAACGUCCACGUCCCGAACGCGUGCAAGCGCGCCCACGAUGCCAUAUCAGGCCCGUCGACCAGCCGCGACGGCCGCGCUAACGGCGCUUCACCGGUCAAAGGCGGCGCUGCCGCGGGGGCCGACCAGGGAAAGGAGGGGAAAGACGACGGAGCCAUCCGGCCGGCGAGGAAGUUCACCAAGUUCGUAGACUACGACUUCGGGAAGAUGACGGAUACGAAGGGUGGAUUUUUAAGCGCCGAGGAUGAUCCCUGGAAUAAGGCUAUGUCCGGGUCCACGGCGAAGGGGAAGAAUGGCGCGCCGGCUGACGGACCGCAGGAGAGGCCCAAGGGCAUGACGGUGCAGGAGUGGGAGAGGCUACAACUGCUGAGGAAACUCCAGCGGCAGAAGGCGGGGCCGUUUGAGCCCGGGCUGAGUGUGCUACAGGACAAGAAGGACCGGAAGAAAUGCCGGGAGUGCGGAAGUCUUGAGAUCGACUUCGUGUGGGAGGAAGUGUUCUCGUGCUGCGUCUGCGCGGCUUGCAAGGAAAAAUACCCGGAAAAGUACAGUCUUUUGACAAAGACGGAGUGUAGAGAGGACUAUCUUCUUACGGAUCCGGAGCUGAAGGACGAGGACCUGCUACCACACCUCUCGAGACCUAACCCUCACAAGUCGCAUUGGCAUGACAUGUGGCUGUUCCUACGGUUUCAAGUCGAAGAGUACGCCUUCAGCGACCAGAAGUGGGGUUCCGCGGAAGCGCUAGAUGCCGAGUUCGAGCGCCGUGAGACGGAAAAAAAGAAGCGGAAGGAAGCUAAGUUCAAAGAGAAGCUGCUGGAUCUGAAGAAGCGGACGAGGACGGACGCUUACAAAAGAGAGAAAGGGAAACUUGGGGGGUCGGCAUCGUCGGGUAAGAAGGCUCAGUUCGGCGACUCGGUGUUGAACGGCGCCAAGCACGUUCACGAAUGGGGCCGUGUUAUCGAGAAUGAAGAUGGUGAGACGGUGAAGACGUGUACUACUUGUGGGAUGGAGGUUGAGGAGAUGGAGUUUUAGAGAGGAUAGUAAGAUGAUACCCGUCCAUUGAAUCGAAGUAACGACAGGAGAUGACGUCUUUUUAUGGCCUUAGGGCAACAUGUCGGUGGUCAUAA